Carica papaya (papaya) is the source of this 1795-nucleotide messenger RNA. RefSeq lists its product as uncharacterized. Gene Ontology annotation, cellular component: plasma membrane. NCBI's taxonomy places the organism in Eukaryota, Viridiplantae, Streptophyta, Magnoliopsida, Brassicales, Caricaceae. Gene Ontology annotation, molecular function: protein binding. The record is from RefSeq and is a predicted model, not a curated record.
AUGGACAGGCACCUUCAAGAGAUCAUCACCAUAGGAGACACGCAGAGCUUCCUGCACCUGGCGGCGGAAAACGAGGCCAUAGCCGAACAGACAACCGCUGGUUCGGGAAACACGAUCCUGCACCUGGCGGCUCGGUUCGGGCACAUCGAGCUGGCUCGGGAGAUCGUGAGGCUCUGGCCGGAGUUGGUGGUGGCGGAGAACGAGAGAAUGGAGACACCAUUGCAUGUGGCAUGCAGCGAAGGGAUGACGGAGGUGGUGAGACUAAUGGUGGAAACAGAGCCUUUGGUGGUUUACAAGGUCAAUGGCGGCGGAGAGACCGUCUUGUUUGUGGCCUGCGGAAACGGAAAGCUCGAAGUGGCAAAGCUUCUUUUAGGGUUUCCAUGGCUUCUCAUGUUGGAGGUAGAUGGGUUUACUACUACCUCCCUUCAUGUCGCAGCUUCUGGCGGCCAUACAGAGAUUGUGAAGGAAAUACUCAAGGUCCGGCCAGAUUUUGCUUGGAAGAGAGACAUAAACGGCUGCACACCUUUGCACAUUUCUUGCAGCAAAGGCCACUUAGAUAUAACCAGAGAACUACUGAAAUUAGAUGCUGAUUUCUGCACUUUACAAGACUGCCAUGGCAGGACACCUUUGCAUUUAGCAGCCAUCAAAGGCCGAGUCAAUAUCAUCGAUGAGAUACUUUCAUGGAGUCUCGAGUUUGCAGAGCUUAUAACCAAGAAUGGAGAUACAAUUCUUCAUCUUGCCGUCAAGAAUAAUCAGUAUGAUACUAUCAAGUACUUAAUUGAGAGGCUUAAUAUAACAAAACUUGCCAACUUUCCCGACAGCGACGGCAACACGAUAUUGCAUCUAGCAACUGCAGGAAAACUCACUGCCAUGAUUACUUUCCUGCUCAAGUUUGGUGUUGAUGUAAAUGCAACAAAUCGUCGUGGAUACACGGCUCUCGACGUGGUUGAAUUAGACGAAAGCAACUCAGGUGCUCUUGCCAUUGUACCAGCCUUACUAGAAGCAGGAGCUAAAAGAUGCAACCAAUUACCAUCUUUUUUGCUAGAUACUCAGCAAAUACAUAAAACUAGAGGAAAUAAGAUAUCUGAAUGUUCGAGCCAACGUCGCCACCAUCGUCGUGGCCACAGUCGUCGCCGUGAAAAGCAAUUUGAAUUCCAAAACGAGGGAUUGCGCAAUGCACGCAACACUAUCACUAUUGUGGCAGUCUUAAUAGCCACAGUAGCAUUUGCUGCUGGUAUAAAUCCACCUGGAGGUUUUGACGAAGAAACAGGAAAGAGUAUAAUGGGUAAACAAACCUCAUUUAAGGUCUUUAUGGUGUGUAACAUUGUUGCACUAUUUCUUUCUCUGGGUAUAGUUAUAUUUCUGCUUAGUAUUAUCCCUUUUCAACGAAAGUCCAUGAUGAAAUUACUUACAGUGACUCAUAAGGUAAUGUGGGUAUCAACUUCAUUUAUGGCUUCAGCCUAUAUUGCUGCAAUAUGGACAAUUUUGCCAAAUGGGCGUGGAACAGUUUGGGUGCUAGCUUCUUUAGUGUCUAUUGGGGGAGGUUGUACUUUAGCAAUAUUUGUUGGCCUUGGAAUCUUGCUUAUAAAGCACUGGCUUAGAAAAUCGGAGUUGAGGAACAGAAAACAGAAGAGAAAUGAUAGAAGUCCUAGUAGUAGCAUUAGCCGCCUUGAAGACAUGCGAAUGAUGAAGAAAGUGAGUUGGGAUUCUACGAGUAACUCGGAUAUUGAUAGCUCUGAUCAUGGCUAUCACUUGUAUUAGGUAGAUCUUCAGUUUAUAGAGUAAAGCAUCUAGA